CCAGUUCUAAUUAUUACCCUUCAAUAUUAGAUUAUUUCUUUAAAUUGUUAUGUCAUGUUCAAGUGUCACAUUUGUCUUAAUAGUAGUAAUAUUCACAAUUUUCAUGUUUUUAACCCUUGAAACCAAUACAGUAACCGCAGAAGACGAACAAAACGAAUAUUUCAGCCAGUGCUUCGGCGACCUAGGUUGCCUGAACACAGACAGCACUUGGUACAAUUCGAGCGUAAGGCCCAUUAAUUUGAAAGCCUUGGAUAGGAAUAUAAUCAAGACCGAGUUUCUGUUCAUAACGAAAAGCCAUGCUAAUGAUAGUUCGCAGCUACUUUUCAGGACAAUGACGGAUCCUGAUACGACAAAUUGUAAUGAUAUCGAUCUUGGUAAGGAGGAUGUUCUAAUGAUUUUGGUGCAUGAUUUUACCAGUAAUGGGUACACUGGUUGGAUCAAGAAUUUAGCUUUGCAGUUGCUGAUUAAGUCAAAAAAUCGCAAGAUUUUAUCAGUGGAUUGGCAAAAAGGGGCUGAGCCCCCGUUCGAUCAAGCCGCAGCUAAUGCGAGAGUUGUGGCUUUAGAAAUAAAGUAUUUUGUCAAAAAAUUAGAGGAAAAGACAUGUAAACGAGCAAAGCUUCACAUUGUUGGACAUGGCAUGGGGGCACACAUUGCUGGAUAUGUCGGUGCAACUUGUGAUGUCGGAGUUGAUAAAAUCACCGCACUGGAUCCCACAGGAUUGAAAUUUGCAGGAAUGCCUGAUGCAGUGAGAUUGAACCCAAACAACGCCAUUUUCGUUGAAGUGCUUCACACUGAUGCCUCCGAUUCCCUCAGUCAAGGUACUAAAUUCCAGUUUGGCCAUGUGGAUUAUUACUUAAAUGAGGCAAAAACUCAACCUGGGUGUAUCGAAGAAAGAACGUACAACGAAUUGGACGAGGUUACUUUUGAGGAUUUGGACGAAAGUAGGAUUUUACCGGGCUGCAGCCACAAAAGGUCCUUCAAAUAUUUCAUCGAAGCUGUUAAGGAGGAAAAGUGUCGGUUUUUGGGGAUUUUAAACGACAACAAAACUAAUCUUAGAGUGGACACUAUGCCGUCUUGCAAAAAAGUUGUCUCCAAUUAUUUCUCUGAAAAAUUGGAAAAAGGUCAACCCGGUUCGUUUAACCUCUUCACUGACGAUCAUCCGCCUUUUUGUCUCUACCCGUACGUAAUAGGGGUGACUCUGAACGAAGGCAUCAGUUAUUACGGCGCGUUCGACUUCAUACUGAUCGACGAGAACGACGACGCCUCCAACGUAACAUUCCUUGGCAGUAAGUACGAGUAUCGGUAUUUCAUUGCGACCUCGGACAAUGGCUAUUUGUAUUACGGCAAGUCUCCCAAAUUGGGGCGCAUAAAGGAGGCAAAAGUCAGGUGGACCGCUCCGAAGUCCUUUUGUGUCAUCAACUGCGAACAAUACGUGAGCGUCCGAUUCAUCGAUGUGUGCCUCUUAGACCCCGACGGAUCGAAUAUAACUUCAAGGCUAUGUCCAAAAACUGGGGAGCACCGAAUAGAAAACGGAGAAUUCACAACUUUUGUCCAAUGUUGUAUUUAAAAAAUACUAUUCAAACUGCAUUUUACAAUAACUGCAAAUCAAUAAAAACAUUUUUUAUACAAUAACCUUGUUUUAAUGUCCCAUUUUCUUUAACAAUGGGCUCAAAUUAAGCCUACACAUCAAUUUCGAAU
This is a messenger RNA of Aethina tumida (small hive beetle), 1698 nucleotides long. RefSeq names its product inactive pancreatic lipase-related protein 1. Gene Ontology annotation, biological process: lipid metabolic process. Bases 50 to 1567 code for a protein of 505 amino acids. The transcript has 11 exons. The record is from RefSeq and is a predicted model, not a curated record. NCBI's taxonomy places the organism in Eukaryota, Metazoa, Arthropoda, Insecta, Coleoptera, Nitidulidae. Gene Ontology annotation, molecular function: lipase activity; carboxylic ester hydrolase activity.